UUGGCGCACGCGGAAGUGGCUUUACAUUUCCUUUUCCUAAAAAAAUUUCAAAUAUUAUUUAUUAAAAGUUUACAAACAAGUUUUCCGGGUUCAAAAUAAAAAAUACCUGCUUUCAUAUCACCGAUCAACUAUAGUGUUUUGUGAAGUGGUUAAUAUACCAAUCAAACAAUGGAAGUGGCGGACCUAAAUGAUUUAUUAAAUGUUCGAGGUAUUAAAAUGGAAACUGGAGAAAACGGCUUCGUUGACUCCGAAUGUGUUGAAACUUCGGACCCUCUAACGUUAAUACCUCAAUAUGUGACCGAAUCUGACCUAGGGUUAAUGCAAACUGGUACUGAGAUCCUGGAAGCUCCACUUGCGGUGUUUACUGAUACAGUGGAUGAUGAUGAUACCAUGCAAAGCACUGACUCUAGUGAGGAAGUGAUAGUUCAACUAAUGGACAUAAGGACAAGACUGUCCCGUCUCCGUUCCAUGUUGGAGAGAAGGCUAAAUACUGAUCUAUCAGAUUAUACUUUCUGGUUACAGGAUGCUAAAAUGCUGGAAAGUCAUAAAACCUUAGUGGAGCAAUGUAUCCGAGGAUCUGGUGUAGUUCAGGUGAACAUACAGAUCCGAACAGCGCAGAAGAAGAUCAACAUCAUGGACGUGCUCAAACCUGAUGAGGAACUGCUCCAACUCCCUCAGGAGGAAGAACAACUGCAAGAAAUAAUACCAGAACCGCAGGCAAUGGAAGAGGUGGAGCCAACCCAGAACACGCCCCACGCCGCUGCAGUCAAAUGGGUGGUGGACGCGAACUUCAGAAAUGACAAUAGCCGAGCCAGAAUACCUGACGACCCUGCACAGUGGUCAGUGCAACACGUGAAGCUAUGGAUACAGUGGGCUGUCCGCCAGUUCAACCUGACCGGCAUUAAGCUAUCGGACUGGAACAUCAACGGCGUAGAGCUCUGCGCCAUCAAUAAUAUCGAUUUUAAAGAAAAAGUUCCAUCAGAUCCGGGCGACUUGUUCUGGACACACUUUGAAUUGUUGCGGAAGUGCAAGUUUAUAGCAGUAAUACAAAACGAAGAACCCGUUGUGAAAGAUCAGUUGGAACUGCCGCAGUCUGCUAUCAAAAAGAAACCCAAAUUGAUAAUUCGCCAAUCGACGGAGGAUGACGUCGGUCAGUACUACACGUCGCGUAAUGGAAACAACGGUCAAAUACAACUCUGGCAGUUCCUUUUAGAACUGCUGACUAGCGCGGAAUAUUACGACGUCAUCCGGUGGCAUGGCACAGAAGGAGAGUUUAAACUGUUGGAGCCGGAAAAAGUAGCACGACUUUGGGGCAAGCGGAAACUAAAACCUGCGAUGAACUACGAGAAACUAUCCAGGGCCCUGCGGUAUUAUUACGACGGGGAUAUGAUAUCGAAAGUCGCGGGUAAAAGGUUCGUGUACAAGUACGUAUGCGAUCUCCGACAGUUGCUGGGGUACGGCGCGGGUGAAUUAGCGGAACUGGUCAAGGAGGUACACGAUUCCAUGAAACUUUGCGAUGACAACGGCCUUUCUUAGCUGAGAUCAAUAAUGCCUUCCGGGGCCCUUACUAUCAGCGUUUAAAGCAGUAUCAUUACAAUAUUGAUGUUUGCUUCAGAAUUAUAGUCUUUAUUUAUAGGAAAUCAAGGUAUGUCAAAUUAAUUGUAAUUUUAACAUAUAUAACUUUUUUAAGCACAUCAACCUAUUACCGGCCUGUUCUGUAGUGGAAAGAUCAUAGGUGUCCUCAAACAAUUUAAAAGGGCCGUAAGGGCCGAAGUCCAGCGUGUGUCCACCACGCUGGCCUAGUGCGGAUUGGUGGACUUCUGUAUUUUGAUCUGAUCUGUCUUAUAUAUUUUGGUUAGUAACAGGAUAAAAAAUAUUGUGAGUGCCCAGUGGGUAGGCCUUCGACCUCACUGUUGGGUGGCCGCAAAGGUGAAGGAAAACAUCGUGAGGAAACCUGCAUGCCUGAGUGUUCUCCAUACUUUUCUCAAAGGUGUGUGGAGCCGGCCCAAUCCGCACUGGGCCAGCGUAGUUGACUACAGCCCCCCCCUCCCCCAUCAUUAUGGUAGGACAUCCGUGCCCUGCAGUGGGCCAAUUAUGGGUUGAUAUGAUGAUAAUAAUGAUCUAACCGGUUACCUGAUUUAACGUUCUCUAUAACACCGAAAUGAUAUGGUCACAGGAUCGGUUGCAUGUUGACUUAAGCGGACGAUUUCAUAACGUCCAAUUAACCUGCAAAGUAAACAAAAUCCUUCCGUUGGGCAGUGGCUUGCACUGAAUGCACAAAAGCACUGCCUACCCUAAAAUUGCUAUAUAGCUCCAAUAAGAGGAGGAU
Messenger RNA from Pararge aegeria (speckled wood butterfly), 2329 nucleotides. RefSeq names its product DNA-binding protein Ets97D-like (gene Ets97D). The coding region runs from base 169 to 1536 and encodes 455 amino acids. Gene Ontology annotation, molecular function: DNA-binding transcription factor activity, RNA polymerase II-specific; sequence-specific DNA binding. Gene Ontology annotation, cellular component: nucleus. Gene Ontology annotation, biological process: regulation of transcription by RNA polymerase II; cell differentiation. The transcript is spliced from 11 exons. The record is from RefSeq and is a predicted model, not a curated record. Lineage: Eukaryota; Metazoa; Arthropoda; Insecta; Lepidoptera; Nymphalidae.